AAUUUUUGCAAUUAUUAAGAUUGUAUAAUAAAAUUUAAAAUUAUAUUCAUAAUAUAUGGAUAUACAGUAAUAAAUAUGGAGCAACCCAACUUAUUGGACAUUGUUCCUGAUCAAUUGUUCCAAACAUAUUACAUUAAUGAUAUAGAUCACGUACAGAAAAAACUACAAUAUGAAAUUGAAAGGAAAAGAGAGGAGCUACGGGCUAUGGUUGGAGAAAGAUAUAGAGAUCUUAUUCAUGCAGCUGAUACUAUUGAGGAAAUGAAAGAAACAUCAAGUAGCACUUUGAAUCAUAUAAAUGACAUGAUGGUGGCUUGUAAGAGCCUGCACGAUACACAUUUAGUAGGUUUCAAGAUUGACAAAAGCCCUCUUGAGAGUCAAAGUUUACAGACAACCAUAGCCCCAGUACACACUUUGUCAGUACAAGUAAAAUUAUUAAUGGAAAUACCAGAAAAAAUUUGGAAAAGUAUCAGCGUCAAUGAUUUUGUCACAGCUGCACAGCUGUUUAUAAUGGCUAGACAUAUUAAUACAGGAUUGCAAUUACACAUUGGUGGUAAAAAUGUGAAGCCAGGAAUGCAGUCACUUCAGCGGGUAGUUCAACAACAUUGGUAUUCAGUGUCUAAUCUGAGUCGGACUAUAGUUGACAUGUGCAGGCAAACACUACAAGAUGUUGAUAUUAGUGUUUCGGUUGCCUGUUCCUGCCUCGUUGGUCUCUAUUUACUAGACUCCCAAACCAUGGUGCAACUUUUGAACACGCUCAUAGGAGUCCAUAGCAACAACAGCCUUAAAUCAACAUUACAAUUCGACCUUGCAAAGAUCCUAGAAGGAGAUGUUAAAGCGCAGAUUAAAAAGAAAAUUAUCAAUGGUGUCAAGAUUGUUUUGAAGACUGUGGAACUUGUCUAUGCUUGUUUUGUGGAAAAUGAAGGAGGUGCAGUAUUAGAAAAACUCAAUGAAUUGUAUCGAACAAACUCACAACCUUUGCUCGAGUUAGUGCAAUAUAGUGAUCCGGCUGCUCUGAAACUUUUACCGUCCGCUGUAACUAGUUACCGGUUAUCCUCAAAUAAAGAAUUACAGCCAUUAGCCAAAGACGAAAUAACGGGCUGUGUACAAAAAUGGAGCGUCUGGGUGAAGUCGUUUAUCAAUGAAAACGUUCAAGCACUACUACAGAACAUCACGAGAGUGAAAGUAUUACAGGAAAUAAGACGGGAGACAUUUAAAAUUGAAUCUCCACCCAACUGGAGUUCGAUAUGUCAGUCAUUAGACAUACCGGAAGUACACGUAUGGCGUCACUACUUCCAACCACUCCUAACGUCCCGAGUUAAGGCGAUCAUAGACAAUCGUUGGCAGAAAGUCUACGAUACAUUCAAGACUCAGCUAUUGGUCGAUCUGACUAAGGUAUCUUCGGACAGUGAGGUGGAGAAGGAGGCGGAUAUCAACUGGUUCGUCUGGAAGGAUCUUAUAGGAGAUACGGUUAUUGAAUCGAGAAAUGAGGUCGUUAAAGUUAUGAAUGGCUUGAUGAAAGGCAUGUCCCGUCAAGAUCGCGGCUUUACGCCUAACUUGGAGAAACUCUGCCAAAGCUUAGACGAUGAACUGCAGAAGCUUCUAGAAGAUUUAAAAGAAUAUUUAUACAAAGAUAGAAGGGGUGCGAAAGAUAAGCUGUACGUGUACGAUGAAGAAGAAGAUACGGAUCAAGUCUACACAGACAGUGAUGAAAUAGAAGAUUAUUUAAGACAUACAUCAGAUAAAUACAUACAGAGCAUGUUGCAUUACAUAAAAGCUUGUUUCGAAGAACAAACCCUUCAGUCCACUGAAUUACAGAGGAAAACAACAGCGAUAUAUACAGCGAGAUUUGUUCAAGCGAUAACCGCUCUUAUGCAUAACUUACGCAAGUGCUAUAUUAAAGAGGAACAGAGAUUAGGUCUGAGUAUCAAAGACGAUGCUUUAAAGAGUUGGAAUGAUAUUUGUGGAGUUUUGAAGCAGAAUUGUCUAUUUUGUUGGGGGAAAUGGCUGGAUAUAGUUGAUGGAAAAGUUAGGGAACUGACUGAAGAACUGCCCCAGGAAUUUACUUUGGAAGCUAAUAUUGAUUAUUUAAUGAUGCAAUGGGAUGUAAUUAAAAUCGAGGAAAAGGACGAAGAAGGAAAUGCCAUAGAAUCCACAAUCAAAGUGCCGGCUUGUCCUUCAAUAAAACUCCAAGAAUAUCUGUACGCAGUCAGUCGGAUACUGGACGAAGUUGUCCCACACACAUUACCAUCGGAAAUACAUACAGCAUUCAUUGAGAACACUAUUUCCAUCACACUCGCACAUUACAACAAAGUCAUAAAAGAGAAAGAGACGGAUAUAAAUCAGAGAUGUGCGCUUCAAUUGCUGAUGGAUGUUAGGCACUUGACUUUGUUGAUGGUCCCGAGGGAGAACAAAAAUGCAAUGGAGCUGUCGCAUGAUAUUUGUGAGUUUUUGCGACAGAAGAUAGAUCCGUUCGAUUAUGAUGUAUUUUAUCCGUAUAUACAGACUAAUUUGAAGAGAUCAGUGCAGAGAGUUCAGACCCUCCUCGGCAGCUUGAUACUCCAUCACGGUCAACUAACCGGUAUAAUCGGGACUAAACCGAUUCUGUCCGGAGGUACGGGAGAUAAGGCGGCUACUCUAUUGGCUGCGGCGGACACGCACUGGUUCUCCAUACUGCCCGUUGCGACCCCCGCUAAUGUGCAUAAGAAACAAGAAAAGCCGGUUAAGAAGAAACCCGUUUCAGCGAGUCCAAACAAAUCUAGAUCAGAUAUAUCUGAUUUAAUGACCAGUUCGUUGCCAAUAAACUUCGCGAACGCAAGAUCGGGAGCAGCAUCAUUCUUCAACUCCAUGACCUCUGAUUGGUUCAGCGGAUAAAUGUUUAUUUUAAAUGAAAUUAUAUUUAAUAUUAAUAACGUUAACUAUGUAUUACAAUUUUAUAUCAUU
Messenger RNA from Nymphalis io (European peacock), 2940 nucleotides. It is a transcript of the gene Cog1, whose product is annotated as conserved oligomeric Golgi complex subunit 1. Lineage: Eukaryota; Metazoa; Arthropoda; Insecta; Lepidoptera; Nymphalidae. The record is from RefSeq and is a predicted model, not a curated record. Gene Ontology annotation, cellular component: Golgi apparatus; COG complex. Gene Ontology annotation, biological process: intra-Golgi vesicle-mediated transport. The coding region runs from base 76 to 2871 and encodes 931 amino acids. The transcript is spliced from 13 exons.